Endocarpon pusillum Z07020 is the source of this 1731-nucleotide messenger RNA. RefSeq lists its product as uncharacterized. The record is from RefSeq and is a predicted model, not a curated record. NCBI's taxonomy places the organism in Eukaryota, Fungi, Ascomycota, Eurotiomycetes, Verrucariales, Verrucariaceae. The coding region runs from base 1 to 1731 and encodes 576 amino acids. The transcript has 4 exons.
AUGGUUACCGAACAUGUCAAAAUCCUAUUGCCAUCAAGCUCUGUCCCACCAAAUGUCCAGCAGAUUGUAGGCAUACGGUCAUCCCAUUCUUCCGACGUAGAAGAAUUCCGUGGGAUACCAUAUGGUAUCGUGACCGAAAGAUGGGAGAGUCCGAAGCUUGCAGAUCAUCUUCCCUGCGACAGCUUCGAUGGCAGUCGUCACGGACCCAAAUGCCCGCAGCCGGCUGAACCAAACAAUACCGAAAUCUUCCAGUCGCACUUGGACUACUCUUCGGAAGUCGCGGAGUCGGAGUUGGAUUGUUUGAAUCUCUUCAUCGCCAGACCGAGUGCUGCUGCGCUUCACCAAGCAGGAAGCACCGGUGAGGAUGGCUUACCGGUCAUGGUCUGGAUCCAUGGGGGAGGGUAUGGCUAUGGAGCUGGAAGUGAUCCUCCCUGGGAUCCUUCUCGUGUCAUCCUCCAAUCUGUGAAAGUAGGGAAGCCGUUUAUAGCCGUCUACAUCAACUAUCGCCUCAACCUGUUUGGCUUUGGCGCAUCUUCGGAGCUUCUCGAAACUCAGUCAGACUCUUCGUUCAAAGGUUGCAACUUUGGCCUUCAGGACCAGCACGUGGCGCUGCAAUGGGUAUCGAAGAACAUUUCCGCAUUUGGAGGUGAUCCCAAUCGUAUCACUAUUGCAGGACAGUCGGCUGGUGGCAUUUCCGUUCAUGCCCAGGUCCUGGAAGCCAAAUCAAACCCUCGGAAGCCACUGUUUCAGAGAGCAAUUGUUCAGUCUGGAGCCAUGGGCACCGUAGGGCCGAUUUCUGCGGAAGAAGCUGAUAGUAGGUGGAUGUACCUAUGUCAGCAUCUGCACAUCACGCACAAAAGUGAAAAGGAGCGAGUUGACUUCCUCCGGAAGAUGCCUGCUUCUGACAUGGUUCGUAUAGCCGGCGAAAUCAAAUGGUUCAGCUUUCCAUUAGUAGCGGAAAACAAGACAGUGACCAUGUUGCCCGACGGAGGCGUCAAAGUUGUUCUGGAGCCUAGAUCUGAUGCCGUGAAUCAGGGCAUGGAGGAUGAGCCCAUCAAAGUUCUCAUCGGUGAUUGUGAUGGCGAGGGUAUGAUAUGGCUGGACUCGAUCUCCAAGAUUCGGUCUUACGAUGAAAUCAGAUCCGUCAUCGAACAUGCCUACACGUCCAAAUCACUGGUUGAGGCAGUCCUUGAAGCUUAUCAUAUUACAGCACAAAGCCAGACUGAAGAAUUGCAUCGAUGUCUAUUGCAAUUCAUGACAGACGCAAAGUUUGGCCUCCCAGUGCACAGCGCAAUACGUUCCCUCGCUUCUCAUAACCGCAUCGCGGGGGAAAUUGCAACAGAAGUCCAAGCUUACAGGAUUAAAUACACGAAUCCAUUCUCCGGUAUACUCUCAACCCUGGCCCACCAUUGCGUAGAUCUUCUCUAUAUCUUUGACGCUUUCUACGAAGAUCUCGCCAAAGCCGAGCCAAGCAGCGAGGCACUGGUAGAAGCGAUGCAGCAGCAUUGGAUUGAUUUUAUAUGGGAUGGUUGUCAGCCUGAGACAUCAAACUAUGGCGUGAGCGAGGACGAUAUCACGGUCUAUGAGAGGGAUAGAACACGGACGGUGAGGAAGCUGAACGAAGACCCGGAGUGCAUUGAGAGAGCGAAGAGGCUUGGGCUCUUGGCUCAGGAUCCAGCUGGAAUGAGGACACUUUGGGGGAUGUUGAGCGGUGUUAUACCUCGUAGUUAG